CCACUCCGAGUAGCCCGGGGGGGGCCAGCAAAGCUUUCGGGAAGGCAGGCAGAGGUGCAGGCAGAGGUGCCGUCACAGCGAGAGGUGUCCUGUUUCAGAGUAGCUUUUUUUUCUUGUUUGGCGAGGGGGCGGGACACCCCCGGGGGCAUCCGUGCUGAUCGGGGCUCCCGUGCGACAGGAUGUUCUCUGCUCUUCCGCGAGCGAGGAGACGCUGGCAGGACUGCUGCCACGGAAACACAUUUGGUGGCGAGAAGCAAGGGACAGGCAGAACAAAAGGGAGAGAGAGAGAGAGAGGGAGGACAGAAAGGUGGUGACACAGACCGGCUCAGGGUGACGUUUGCUUUUUGCCUGGUCUGAAUCUGGGCGGCGAGGAGCUCGCAGGACCGCCCUGAAAUAAAGGAUUGUUUUGGGGAAUUCCGAGGGGUUCUGUUCAUUUUGGGCAGUGGCCCGCUUGUGUUCAUUUGAGUCCGGCGAGCUUCCCUCUCCGCAUACCUCCGUCCUGUCCAGGCACGUUUUGGCAAAGCCAGCUGUGGGACAGAGGCACGAUGAGGACGGAUACUCAGAUUGCUGCGGAGAGCACCAGACCUCUUCGCCCAGGUGCAACACAAGUUCCGGUUCAGCCCGGCAAACGCAGAAGACCAAUGGCGGCUCCGAAGACAGCGACGGAGAAGGCCGCCAAGCGGAAGAGGAUUUUGAUCACGGUGCUGGCGGUGCUGGUCGUACUGGCUAUAUUGGUGGUGGCCGGUUACUUUGUCAAGAAACUCAUUGACAGCAAGUACUUCUUCUGCGUGAGGUCGUUCAAGUUCAUCCCGCUGGACAAGGCGUGUGAUGGGAAGGCGGACUGUUCUGGGGGGGAGGAUGAGAGCACUUGCGUUUCCAGCCUGACCGCCAAUACCACCUUCCCAGUACGUCUGGUGUCCAGCAGUCAGGUUCUGCAGGUGUACAGGCCCGGGUCGGGCUGGCGGACGGUGUGCGCGGAGGAUUGGAGUCCCCAGCACACAGAGACCACCUGCCGACAGCUGGGCUACUCAGUAAACCCUGGAAUGUCCAAAGUUGAAGUCGGCACCUUGCCCUCUGAUUUCAGGGCGUCGUUCUGCGGGGUCAGGUCUGACCCGGGCGCGGCCUCCACCAUUGAGCAGGCCGUCUUUGACCGCCAGUCAUGCUCUUCAGGCGCUGCGGUCUCCCUCACCUGCUCAAACUGCGGGGACCAGGCGGCCGAGGACCGGAUCGUGGGCGGGACGGGGACCACCAUCGAGGAGUGGCCGUGGCAGGUCAGCCUGCAGCAGAACGGCCAGCACACCUGCGGGGGGUCCCUGGUGACCCCGCGCUGGGUCGUCACGGCAGCGCACUGCUUCUCCGGAAGUAAGAAGGAGGUGAGCCGGUGGCAGGUGAUGACAGGGCGCACAAAUAUGGGGUCCUUAGGGGGCUCGUCAGUGGACAAAAUCAUCCUGAACGGGGAGUAUUCUGCCCAGCGCAACGACUAUGACAUCGCCAUGAUGCGGCUCAGCAAGCCUAUCACCGUUGGACAUACGCAACGGCCCGUGUGUCUGCCCCCCUACGGCAUGAAUUUGAAGGGGGGGACACCCCUGGUGGUGACGGGAUGGGGCUACACGGAGGAGAGAGGUGCUGUGUCCUCGGUGCUGCAGAAGGCCUCAGUGGCCCUGAUAGACAGAUCUGUGUGCUCCAGUCGCGAGGUCUAUGGCCCGGCCAUCACUCCCAGAAUGGUGUGCGCUGGGUUCCUCGACGGCAAAGUGGACGCCUGCCAGGGGGACAGCGGGGGACCUCUGGUGUACCUGUCUAAUAAGUGGCAGUUGGUGGGCGUGGUGAGCUGGGGAGUGGGCUGUGCCCGUAAGGACAGGCCUGGGGUCUACACCAACGUCGACGAGAUGCUCAACUGGGUCUACACGGUCAUGGAGAAAAACCGAUGAGUGCUUCCAGGACCAAAGAAGGGAGGGGCCGGAGUGGGCCUUAUGCACUGAGGAGACUUCCUAUUACUUAUUUGCCAAAGAUGUUAACAUUUCUCACACAUGCAAGGAAUGGCAGGCACUUUGCACGCACGCACGCACACACACACACACACACACACACACACACUCACAUGCACACACACACGCACCCACCCACUUACCCAUGCACGGAUAAACACACACACACACAGAUAAUACUCACCGUUCAGGAUCACACUUUAGCCUCCAUUUCAUAUUUCAGGUUCUUUCUGUGAAUGAUCCUCCAUGAGAGCUGUACAGAUCCUACAUUAGUAACUACAUGCCACCUUCAUUAGCAUUUAAUAGAUGCUAAUGAAUCUAGUAAUCUGCGUUUGAAUCCAGUUCUGUGGUUGAUAUAAAUGCUUUUGUCGAUAACCUGCAUAUAUGCAUGUGGUGUGUAAUUUGGGUUAUCGUGGAAAUGUCUCUUGCUGCAUCAGUGGUGACAUACACCAUAUGCCUAUUUGCAGGUACUGACAUAAUGCAUAAUGAAAUGGUUCAGAAUGUAGUGCUUACACAUAUGAAGCUGGUAUGUACAGCUUGAGGAGUAGUUAUACAGCUCCUAUGGAUGAUCAUUAAUAUAAAAAAAUAAAAACGGUAUCGACAAAUCUCAGGGCAUAAAUAACCUAUGAAAGGACACAUACAGUAUGGACAAAAAGCAAACGUAUCUGUAUUUUACACUAAAUGGCAGUCAGAACUAGGGGGGUCUUGAUUUCACCUGAAAUGUGUUGCAUUUUACCAGUGGCCUCAGAAUGUACAGUACUCUACAAUCAAAUCUCAAACGAUAGCUCUCUGUUGCUUUGUUUGAGGACUUGUGUCUGUAUAGUCAUCGUUGUUAAGCUGAUACUUGGGUCCACUUAUCAAUGGCUGUGUUCAGGUUUAACUUUUACAUCCAAAGUCCUCCUACAUUCAGAUGCAGUCCUCUGGUUUCAGGUGUUUCUGUCUUUCAUUUUUGUCUGGAUUUCAUCCAUUUUUUGUCUCCAGGUUUUAGUUUACACAGUGGCCUUGGAGUGACUCUUGGAGAGCACUAGAGGGGAUUUGAAUGCUCUCUUUGUGCCAUUGAAAAUUGUCUUGAAAAUGAUCAUAUUGUGUUUGUGUAAAUAUUGUAAACAAUGAUUUUUUUUGUUAUAAAUGUAUAAGUUAUAAAUGCCAACACUGUAUGUACAUUAGCGAAUUGUGUAAUUUUGUUGUAAAUAUCAUGUGCAAUAAAAGUGAAUAAUUUUCAACAAUGAAUAA
Anguilla anguilla (European eel) is the source of this 3218-nucleotide messenger RNA. It is a transcript of the gene tmprss4a, whose product is annotated as transmembrane serine protease 4a. Gene Ontology annotation, biological process: proteolysis. The transcript is spliced from 13 exons. Lineage: Eukaryota; Metazoa; Chordata; Actinopteri; Anguilliformes; Anguillidae. Bases 546 to 1928 code for a protein of 460 amino acids. Gene Ontology annotation, molecular function: protein binding; serine-type endopeptidase activity. The record is from RefSeq and is a predicted model, not a curated record. Gene Ontology annotation, cellular component: membrane.